Microtus ochrogaster (prairie vole) is the source of this 752-nucleotide messenger RNA. RefSeq names its product cysteine rich protein 3 (gene Crip3). The record is from RefSeq and is a predicted model, not a curated record. NCBI's taxonomy places the organism in Eukaryota, Metazoa, Chordata, Mammalia, Rodentia, Cricetidae.
ACUUAGCUGCCGGUGCCUAGAAUUGCUGUUUGGACUAGGCUGUCCUAUGAAGAACCAUGAGCUGGACUUGUCCACGUUGCCAGCAACCAGUUUACUUCGCCGAGAAAGUGAGCUCCUUAGGCAAGAACUGGCACCGUUUCUGCCUGAAAUGUGAGCGCUGCCACGGCAUCUUGUCCCCUGGUGGGCAUGCAGAGCACAACGGGAGGCCAUACUGCCACAAGCCUUGCUAUGGGGCUCUCUUUGGACCUAGAGGGGUCAACAUUGGUGGUGUGGGUUUCUAUCCCAACAGUCCCCACGCUCCCUCCUCUACCAGCAGCAUUUCCCUCAGCCCCAGCAACUUUAGACCCCCAAGGCCAAAGGCUGGCCUCCCCCAGGCCAAGAAAAGCCCUCCCUACAUGAAGACAUUUACUGGGGAGACCUCACUGUGCCCUGGAUGUGGAGAACCUGUCUAUUUUGCAGAGAAGGUGAUGUCUUUGGGCAGAAACUGGCACCGACCCUGCCUGAGGUGCCAACGUUGUAGGAAGACCUUGACUGCUGGGAGUCACGCAGAGCAUGAUGGCAUACCCUACUGCCACAUCCCCUGUUAUGGAUACCUGUUUGGCCCCAAAGGUGUGAACAUUGGCAAUGUGGGCUGCUAUAUCUAUGACCCAGUGGAGAUAAGAUCCAAAUGAGCCAUUCACGGGACUGAUCAUCCUAACUCAGGCCUCCCACCCUCUCUUCGGUCCACUGGAAGCUCUGGAAUUCCCUAGUCC